This is a messenger RNA of Fomitopsis serialis, 2257 nucleotides long. RefSeq names its product Metallo-dependent phosphatase-like protein. Gene Ontology annotation, biological process: polyphosphate catabolic process. Lineage: Eukaryota; Fungi; Basidiomycota; Agaricomycetes; Polyporales; Fomitopsidaceae. The record is from RefSeq and is a predicted model, not a curated record. Bases 382 to 2115 code for a protein of 577 amino acids. The transcript has 6 exons. Gene Ontology annotation, molecular function: endopolyphosphatase activity; phosphatase activity. Gene Ontology annotation, cellular component: cytoplasm.
GGAACUUCCUCCUCCCCCACUGCCUCAAGGUGUGAGACGACUGAACUGUACUUUUGUCCGCUCUUCUCCUAAAGUGCAGUCGUUGCCUUACGUAAAUUCACAUAGUCGUAUAUUCUGGCUGCACAGCCUGAGCACCAACACACGCUCUGGGACUCGGACUCGAGAGGAUCUGUUGACGAGCACUGGUGCGGUACGCGCGCAGCUUGAUCUUAUCAGAUAAAGUCGCAUUAUAACAUAUGUGACGGCACCGCUAGUGCCGAUGCGGAGCUCUGCUUUCGUCCCAGACGGUGGUGUGGCAUGCAGCCUGACGCCGACCAACUUGUCCUCUCCUCCCAUCUGCCCACAGAAAUUGCCUCUGCAACGUGCAGGUAACGACUCACGAUGUCCUCGUCAAAGCGGCCACGCGAUGGCGCAAGUCAUUGGCAACGACGAGCAUAUCCAGUGGCUGCUCUAGCCCUUUCCUCGAUAUUCCUGGUCGGGCUCGCAAUGAGGUUCGACUUCUUGUCGUCGGGCCAUCUCCCAGAUUUUAUCCACAAGAAAAGCCUGGGGAUAGACUUUCCGGACUUCAACAAGGUCACCCAGGUGUACACACUUUCUGAGGGGGAGCUGGGCCUCAAUGACCCGAGCCGACGGGUACUGCUAAUCGGGGAUCUCCACGGAAUGAACAAGUCCCUCCACAACCUGCUCUCGGCGACAUCUUACGACCCUGCAUCAGACACGAUCAUCCUCGCCGGUGACACGAUGGCAAAGACCACGCUCUCCGGCUCUCUCGCCAUCCUCGACUUCAUCACUCAGCACAAAUGCGGGGAGGCGCCCGGGCCCCUCUACGCCGUGCGCGGGAAUCACGACCAGACCAUCGUCCAAUGGCGCGCGUGGCGCGACUGGUUCGAGCCGCUGCAGCUAUCCAUCCCUUCAGCGCCCGCCUUCACCGAGGUGGGCGCGGAGCUUGACUUACACCCCGAUGCGCACCCGGGGCGCCCGGUGAAGACAGGCCGCCAGUUCCUGGAGCUGAUCGAGCGGGAGUGGCAGCGCGACGUGCGGCGCGACCCGAAGGGCUCGGCGGACCCGGAGGAGUGGGCGGACGUCGCACGGAAGCGCGCCGUCGGGACGUGGCGGGAAGAAUGGUGGCGCAGGGUGCCCCGGCCGGGCAAGGGCCACCAGAACAAGGACUGGCCGAUCUUCGACGACCAUUACUGGCUGGCGAGGGAGAUGACGCCGGUGCAGAAGGCGUGUCUGUAUUCGCUGCCGUUGGUGCUGCACGUACCCUCGGAGCAUUUCUUUGUCGUCCAUGCGGGCAUCCUGCCCUAUGAUCCGAAGCGCCCCUUGACGGACAGGCACCAGCCGCUCGCGCACCCGCCGAGGCUGACGCACACUGUGACCGGACCGGACGAGGGGCAUUAUGCGGUCGGCACGUCGUCCUCUGUGUCUCAAAGUGCACUUGCGUCCGCUCUGGUGGAGGAUGCUUUAAAAAAGAAGAACGACACGCAAGAGCAGCUCCGCACCUUGCAAGAGCGCGCGCUUUUGAAGGACAUCCCCGGAAACCGCGACCCAUGGGUGCUCUUGAACAUGCGGGGCAUCCGGAAGAAAAAGAGAAAGGUCACCCGGGACAACAACAAGGGCACGCCCUGGAGCAAAGUCUGGAACGAGCAGAUGGGCCUGUGCAACGGCUUCGACAGCGCCCUUCCCUCCGACGCGUCGCCCCCGCAUCCUCGUAGCAUUCGCAGCCUCAGAGGGAGUGACCCCGAAGCAGAGGCCUUGCCCUGCGAACCCGCCACCGUCGUAUACGGUCACGCAGCCACCCGCUCGCUGGACGUCAAGCGGUGGAGCAUGGGCAUUGAUACGGGGUGCGUGUAUGGACGGAGGUUGACGUCACUCGUCUUGCAGCGUUCGAACGGUAGCACCGCUCUGUCCUUGCUGGGUCACGGAGACGAAGACGAGGAUGAUUUCGAUACCCCUCCAUUGCGCAAUUCGGACGUCCUCCUACUCCGCGAGGAGCCGGACCUGCCACAUAAGAGGUGGAAGACGAAGGCGAAGAAGGUCCAGUUCGGUGACGACGCGGGCAUCGACGCGCAGCUCGUGAGCGUGCGGUGUCCCGACAUGGGCGACCUGCUCUAGUUACCACCGCUAGUCGCAAAUGAGGUAUGGUGGUGAUCACUUUCUUGGGUUAUUUAGCGCAUUCAGCAGAUGGACGGACGGCAUACAUUAGCAGCGAAUAGUUCGGAUUCAACGUACAAGCAGCAUAAUCGCAAUGACUUAA